This is a messenger RNA of Daucus carota subsp. sativus, 1046 nucleotides long. RefSeq names its product putative H/ACA ribonucleoprotein complex subunit 1-like protein 1. The transcript has 4 exons. Gene Ontology annotation, cellular component: box H/ACA snoRNP complex. Gene Ontology annotation, molecular function: box H/ACA snoRNA binding. The record is from RefSeq and is a predicted model, not a curated record. Gene Ontology annotation, biological process: ribosome biogenesis; snoRNA guided rRNA pseudouridine synthesis. NCBI's taxonomy places the organism in Eukaryota, Viridiplantae, Streptophyta, Magnoliopsida, Apiales, Apiaceae. Bases 123 to 731 code for a protein of 202 amino acids.
CAUGCUUAAACCCUAGAAAAUGAUAAAAUCUUGAGGCGCCACUCUCACAUUCAACUCUGAACUCUUUAUAUAUUUUCUUCUCACCUCAACUCUCACUCUAUCCUAUCAAUCAAAUUCAUACAAUGAGACCACCAAGAGGGCGUGGCGGCGGCGGCGGCUUUAGAGGCGGAAGAGACGGUGGUCGUGGUUUCGGUGGCGGCCGUGGAAGAGGCGGCGGCGGACGUUUCGGCGGUGGUGGUGGCCGUGGUUUUCAAGAUGAAGGCCCUCCUGCUGAAGUCGUAGAGGUUGCUUCAUUUGUACAUGCUUGCGAAGGUGAUGCUGUCACGAAGCUAACUAACGAGAAAAUACCCUAUUUUAAUGCCCCUAUUUAUCUCGAGAACAAGACCCAAAUCGGAAAAGUUGAUGAAAUUUUCGGUCCAAUUAAUGAAUCUUUUUUCUCGGUUAAAAUGAUGGAAGGAAUUGUAGCUACUUCUUACUCAGCUGGGGAUAAGUUUUUCAUCGACCCAUAUAAGCUUUUGCCUCUGUCCAGAUUUCUUCCGCAGCCAAAGGGACAAGCAUCAGCUGGUGGUAGAGGUGGAGGUCGUGGAGGGGGAAGAGGGGGUGGACGAGGAUUUAGUCGUGGAGGAGGUGGUGGUUUUCGUGGAAGGGGUGCUCCGAGAGGUGGGCGAGGAGGUGGCUUCAGAGGUGCAAGUCGUGGUGGAGGAGGUUUCAGGGGAAGAGGGAGAUCGUAGAGUAUUUGUAUUCUGUUUGUGCUUGUUUAAGUGAUCUUUUCUGGAUACACAAUUUAGCGCUUAUUAUGUGUUAGUACUGAUUUUGUUAUGUGACCGGCUUCUGUAAUACCAAAAGCCUUGAUUGUUUUUACAAUGUAAGGUAUCAUCCUAGUUCCCAGACCUUAGAUUGUCUCGUAGAUGUAGAUAUCUACUAGUAUGGGUGCCUUAAUGAUUUCAUCAGAAAGGAACAUACCUUGGCAUGACCCAUUAUUGUAUGAAGUCUACAUUAAGUUGAGCUUUAUAUCUUAUAUAAGACUAUUUAUUUUUGUUGCUUUA